AUGGCGGACAGUCGAACCGAUAUGCGAUCUGACCGGGUGUGGUCUUACCAAAUGGAUGACAUUCUAUGUGAUCGAGACUCUGUUAACAUAUACGCCAGCCUUACCCUUUCAGAAAAGCUUGAUUUGGACACUGAAUCUAUUUCGCCUACUAGGUCUUCGAAUUACAGCUGCGAUAUCUCCUCAUCAUCUACAAUCCCGUCGGUUACCACGAUACGGCGAAAGCUCGUAGCCACCAUGUCAUACUCUCCAGGGAGACUGGAGCGAGCACAGCAGGUCUUUGAACAUAGUAUGAGCAAAUUCUGCAUGCUCCCACACCUCGCUGGACCAUAUCACUUGCGAGAGCGUGCCCUCAAGCGUGCCGCUGUUGUUGGGUCAUGGCAUGACAAUGACAAAGAUAAAGACUACCAACCUUCCAGCAAGAGAACACCGACCAAGCGCAAGCUAUCUCUUUUCCAUGAGGAUUAUCACGGCCCUCGAUCAGACAAGCGAGCCAGGAGCUUGUCUCCGAUUUCUAUAUUCCGUUCGAGAAUGAGCGCAGGCACGGAAAGUGAAUAUUAUGUCCCCCCUUGGACACCGUCUCAACACAGUGAGCCCGACAGCUGGGACAGAUACUGGACCGUGAAUCCCGAGAUAGACACACCGAAUUCACAGUACGGCCUUCAAACCUACAAUGACGACGUGCUGCCAGAAUCACCACAAACGAAUGACACAACCGAGGUCGAGGCCGAGGCAUCGGAGUCGACUGGGGAUGUCCUGCCUCCUGAUAGCGAACUUCGGCUGAGAGAGUGCGCUGCCUGCCAAGAGCUAGGCUUUGAAUGCUCGCUUAAAUCUAACCCCGAUCCGUUCGCCUAUCCUUGCACAAUAUGUGAAAUCGAUGAUGUCUUUUGCGUCGUGAGCCCCCCACCCAAAUGGAAGCAAACAUGCGAGUGUUGCAAAGGGCAGAACAAAGAGAUUUGUUCGUAUCGCUACGCCGACUAUGACCAUUCACAACCUUGUCUCCCAUGCCGAAAUCAUGGGUUCGAAUGUGUUGCUGGACCAGCUAGACACGCACCUUUUGCACUGCUUGCCACAAGUGAACCAAGCGAGCCAAGCAGUUCUCCAGUUUAUUCUCCAGCACCCUCCAACUCAACCGAUGGAACCCCAGAGCCCGAUGUUUCUGAGGUAUCUAAACCGAGUGAACAACUCAGUUCCCCUAUCCAACCAAAGACCCAGAUUCCAGAGAUCAACCCCACAAAGGGCAAUUCUUGGGAGACCUCUUCGCCUCUAUUCAGCAGCGCACAUCCCUCCGUUGCUGAGGGACCGAAGCCACAUGAGGUGAUUGUAAUCACUGAUUCAGACGAUGAAACACCGAACACCCCGAAGAGGCAGGGCUCACCGAUCUAUAUCUCUGACUCCCUCGAGUCACCUACUCGCACCACACCCUCAAAUACCAUCCCUUCGCAGUACGCGAACACUCAUCGAAUCUGGACUGAACUUGCUCAUCCUGUAGUGUUUCUCGCAAAUGAGCAGGACGAAGAUCCCCCUUGCCACUGGUGCAACAACUUUGCAUAUGGAAUCACUGGCCUUGGUCCUCGCAAUCCAGAGGUCUGCACAUUAGAUAACGGCACAAUUAUUGAGCUACAAGAUGGCCACAUUGCCGAAGGAAAAGAACAGAGCCGGAUGUGCGUCUUCUGUACAUGGAAUCGAUGCAAAAUCAUACAAUGCUCCCAUGACACUCUCCAUCUACUACCUGUACCUUUGUCAACGAAAGACCAAAUGCGGACUGAUGCUGCAGCACUUCUAGAGGAAGCAAGUGAAGCUCUGACUGACCCCGAGACUGGCAAGGCUGGCCCUGUUUUUCGAACUUCCCCUUACCAAUGGUGCAGCCUGUGUCGGGAGCCCGCAUUCGGGUCUUGCCAGGCAGUUCAACCAGUCAAUGUCUACGCUGAGCUCAUCGCCACGACGUCUUCCCCAAAGAGAAGAAAGGUUUCCCCAGAGCCUCGCACCAGUCCAGGCCUUCGGGCUCAACGUCACGGCCGCUCCGUACCUCCACACUCUCGCCACACGUCUUCUUCUUCCUCCUCCCGCGGCCAGAGUUCGUCGUUGUCCCCGCCUCGCUACGUGCCUGCGCACCUGCAGUUUCAGUCUGGAAGUCCGCCUGGCCGCUCGCUCACUCCCGCGACCGCGACCGCCGGACUCACCCUCUCCAGCGACCAUUCCGACAUGCCCUCCGAUACUCGAGAGGGUACACCUCCAACUCAUGGACGAUCCCCUUCUCCUGGCGAAAAGUGCCCGGCGUCCGAAAUCACCGACUCUGACCCCGAAGGAGGCGUGAGCACUGGCUUCAAUCCCACCCGCACAUACAUUAUUCCCCGCACAUGCGACGGCACAAACGAUGAACCCCCCUAUCCUACCACCUCAAGCAAUGAGAAGACCGGGCCGGCAUCCUCGGCCGGCGAGCGGUCCAGACCGGCAUCGCCCAAAUCAGACGAUAUUCCUACGAUCGACGACCAGGUGGCUGAGGUGAAUGCGUUGAUGACAGCGCCGCUGAAGGAUGGACAAAAGGGCUUUGUUGUGUCAAUGGCGUGGCUAAAGAAGGUGCUUGCACGUACUACGGCUCAUGCUGAUCACACGGACAAAGGACCAUUGGAGGAUGUCGGUCCCGUCGACAAUAUGAACAUAAUGCUCGACACCGACCCGGCCACUCCCACCUUCAAAGACGAAACUGGUGAAGUUUUCGUACCUAUGCGCCCCGGUUUGCACGACGCUCUGGAUUUCGCAAUCAUUCCGCAACAUGGUUGGGACUUGAUCCAGAAAUGGUACGGCCUCGCCGACCAGUCACCCAUCAUAAUUCGCUAUGCUCACAACACCAACCAACCCGGUGAUACUGAAAAUAUCGAAUAUGAGACUUAUCCUCCAAUUCUCACCAUUUUCAAACUGUCCAACCCAGCUGUGGGUACUACACCGACCAUCUUGAGACAAACCGUCAAGCCAUCUGUGAAGAUCCUGGCAAGUCGCCAGACGAAUUACCAAAAAUGGUUGAGGGAUGCCAAAGAACAGACUGGUGUCGAUAUGUCCACCAAGGUUCGGGUUUGGAAAAUCCUCCAGCUCCCCCAAAGCACCACUGCCUCAGCGUUGGCAACCCCAGCUGUCUCCCGCAGCCAAUCGCCAGCUCCUCCAUUGGCUCUGAUCUCUGACCCCAACGACAAGCUUCUUUUCGAUUUGAACGCUUUUCUCGAACUUCCAGAGGGAAGCCACCGAGUGUUGCUUGAUGGUGUCAAGGAUCAAACCCACAAUGCCAACUACAACGGUCGCAUGACCUUGGACAUGGCUGGUCUUGCCGCGGCGAAUUGUGUUGUUCUUGAGGAACAGGUCGGCGGUUCCAAAGGUGGAGAAUGGGUGUCUGAAGCCUCUGCCAAAACUCUCAAGAGUCUAGGUAUCCCUGUAGAUCAGCCGAAGAAAGAUACUGCUAGCAAAGCAGCUGUUGCAAAAGCCACACCGAAGAGCACACAAGCCAGUGGCAGAUCUACCCCUACACUUGCUCCCGAUCCAAUCAGGGGGCUCAUCUCUCGAGGUCGGAAGGGUCGACAGCUCAUCGUGGGAUUGCAAAACCUUGGCAAUACUUGUUACAUGAACUCUGCGUUGCAAUGUGUGCGAAGCAUUGAGGAGUUGUCUUAUUACUUUCUUAGUGGAUUGUACAAACCAGAGCUGAAUCCCAACAACGUCCUUGGAUGCGGCGGCGCCAUUGCCAAGCAAUGGGCCAACCUGCUUCAGGAGCUCUACAAAUCGGACCCUCAGCCGAGAUGUGUCAACCCCUCUAGGUUCCGGGCUGCCGCUGGUCGGCAACGUGAAGAAUUUGCUGGCUAUGAUCAACAUGAUAGUCAGGAAUUUGUGAUGUUUCUCCUUGAUGCACUGUCGGAAGAUCUAAGCCGGAUCAUUGGCAGCAAGCCAUCCACUGUCAUUCCUGAUUCCACUGAUGAGAUGAUUCAUGAUCGCAAGGCUCUUGAGGAUUUCGGAAAGAAGUGUUGGGAGCUCUACGAGGCCCGUAACGCCUCCGUUAUCACCGAUCUGUUCGCUGGAAUGUACAAGUCAACAUUGAUCUGCCACAAUUGUGAAAAGACCAGCAUCAUCAUGGAUCCUUUCACAAUGGUCACUGUGCCCAUCCCAACGGGUCCAACACUGAUCAAUCGAACAAUCAACUUUUACCCUCUUGAUGGCCCACCGGUGUCUCUGAAAGUCCGCCUGGAUGAAAAUGAUACUUUGAAGGACUGGAAGAACUUUGUCGGUCAAAAGGUGGGAGUUAAUGCAGAACAAAUCUUUGCAGCAGAAACAUUGCACAAUUCCUUCUGGCAAAUUCUUUGCGACGAUGACUAUACUUUCGGCAGUCUACGCAUUUCCCAAGAAGACACCGUUGUGUUCUUUGAUCUUGGUCCUCUUCCAGCAUCUACCAACUCUUCUGACACUACCUCCGAUGGUGAUGCAAUCCUUGUACCCGUCUUCCACCGCAAACUUGUUCCGCGCAAGGACAGAGAGCCCACUCGUGAACUUUUCGGAAUCCCAUCCUUCAUACGUCUUUCUAGUGACGAAACUCAGAACCUCGAGGCAAUUUACCGCAAGCUCUUGACCCAAGCCAAUAAUCUGACUACACACGACAUUCUGGCCGUCGAAGAAAAAACGACCGAUGACAAUGCAGCUGAUGACUCUGACACCGUGGUCACAAACGAGGAUGAUGCACGAUCAGCAGAUUCCCGAAUCAAAACUUCUUCUGUUGACGGCGAAGACAGCAUCGUCGACAUUUCUAUGCAAGCUGAGCAAGCGCCUAAGCCUGCAGAGAGCUCCGAUGAGUCGGAUUCUGACUCUGAAUCUGUCGAAUCCCCUCGGCAUCCUCUUGCUGGCAAGAUUCCUGCCAGUUUGUUGUCACUUUUCGAUGCGACAGUCAUGAGCACAAAUGCCACUUUGCCUGAUGGACGCAACAUCUCCACCCUGAAAAAAUACCCUUCUAUUUCCUCUCGCAUCCCAUCUCCUCCCACUUCUACUAAGGGAUCCGAUGCUUUAUCUAAAAGCUCCGCAGAUGACAAUGCCGAAGAUGACGUUGAUACAGAUGAAUCAGAUGUCACACCAAACUCAGCACUACCCCUCCUUCACCAAGGCGAUGCCAUUCUCCUUGACUGGACUCCUGAUGCAUUUGAUGCCCUUUUCGGCGGCAAGCUACGUGAUCCCGAGGAGCUCCGUGGCUGCCCUACCUACAUGAGCAUCAAGAAUGUCUAUGAUCAUACCAUGGCGGUAAGCCAGAAGAAACCGAAGCAAACAAAUGUCUCUCUCGACCAAUGCCUGGACGAGUUCAGCAAGGAGGAAAUUCUUUCUCGCGCAGAUAGCUGGUUUUGUCCUCAGUGCAAAACUCACGUUUCGGCCACCAAGAAGUUUGAGCUGUGGAGAAUCCCGGAUAUUAUGGUCAUCCAGCUCAAGCGAUUUAGCCAAUUCCGUGGCAGGCACGGACACAAGAUCAGCACUCUUAUCGACUUCCCCUUCGAGGGACUAGACUUGAGCAGCCGCGUGGAAGGCCCCGCGAAUGGAAAAAGUGCGGUGUACGAUUUGAUUGCUGUCGACAACCACAUGGGUGGAAUGGGUAGUGGCCACUACACUGCCUACAUCAAGGACUUUGUUUCCGGUGCCUGGGUCUAUUGCAACGAUACCUCUGCGACUACUGUCACCAACAUGCAGUCGAUCAUCACAUCGGGUGCCUAUCUCCUGUUCUACCGCCGUCGCUCCGACCGUGCAUUUGGUAACCAGGAGCUGCGGGACCUAGUCGAAGGCUACCGGAACCGCGCGGGGAGCGUGUCUGGCAGUUCCUCCGGUUCCCGCAGCCCUGGUGGGUCCCAAUCACCUUCGGAGGACGGCGGUCGUGCCAUUGGCAGCGCACCCCGCAAGGUGUCGUCUGCCUUGGCCAGGGCAGGAGUGGCACCCCGUGUGAGCCGGGGGCAGGAUUCCCUCGGCAAUGAUCUGUACUCUUCUGUCGAGGAGAGUACUUCGGGCUCGGAGGACGGGGGUAGCGAAGAUUGCCGGUGGUAA
This is a messenger RNA of Penicillium roqueforti, 6048 nucleotides long. RefSeq lists its product as uncharacterized. Gene Ontology annotation, biological process: protein deubiquitination. Gene Ontology annotation, molecular function: cysteine-type deubiquitinase activity. The transcript is spliced from 8 exons. Lineage: Eukaryota; Fungi; Ascomycota; Eurotiomycetes; Eurotiales; Aspergillaceae. The record is from RefSeq and is a predicted model, not a curated record. Bases 1 to 6048 code for a protein of 2015 amino acids.